GGCCGGGGGCGGGGAGGAGUCGAGGGGGUUCAGACCGAGCUCGGCCGCUGGGUGGGUCGGGGCGUCCGGCGCGCCCUUCAUUGAAGCGGCGGUGGCCGGGCUGGGCGCCGGGAGUGGGAAGCGGCGGCGCGGCUGGAAAAUGCCAGUCCACUCCCGAGGGGAUAAGAAGGAGACGAACCAUCACGAUGAGAUGGAGGUGGACUACGCCGAAAACGAAGGGAGCAGCUCGGAGGACGAGGACACGGAGAGCUCGUCGGUCUCCGAGGAUGGAGACAGCUCAGAAAUGGAUGAUGAAGACUGUGAAAGAAGAAGAAUGGAAUGUUUAGAUGAAAUGUCCAAUCUUGAAAAACAGUUCACCGAUCUCAAGGAUCAACUUUAUAAAGAACGAUUAAGUCAGGUGGAUGCAAAACUACAAGAAGUCAUAGCUGGAAAAGCACCAGAAUAUUUGGAACCACUGGCAACUUUACAAGAAAAUAUGCAAAUUCGUACAAAGGUAGCAGGAAUCUAUAGAGAGCUCUGCCUAGAAUCUGUAAAGAACAAAUAUGAAUGUGAAAUUCAAGCUUCUCGCCAGCAUUGUGAGAGUGAAAAGCUUUUGUUAUAUGAUACAGUGCAGAGUGAACUGGAGGAGAAGAUAAGGAGGCUGGAGGAGGACAGGCACAGCAUUGAUAUCACCUCAGAGCUGUGGAAUGAUGAGCUCCAGUCAAGAAAAAAGAGGAAGGAUCCUUUCAGUCCUGACAAGAAGAAGCCAGUUGUGGUUUCAGGUCCAUAUAUAGUUUAUAUGCUACAAGAUCUUGAUAUUCUUGAAGACUGGACAACAAUUAGGAAGGCAAUGGCUACAUUGGGUCCACACAGAGUAAAAACAGAACUUUUUGAACUGAUCCCUUUAGCACCUGUGAAACUGGAAAAACAUCUACACAGUGCUAGAUCUGAAGAGGGAAGAUUGUAUUAUGAUGGUGAAUGGUAUAUACGUGGACAAACGAUAUGUAUUGAUAAAAAGGAUGAAUGUCCUACAAGUGCCGUAAUUACAACAAUUAACCAUGAUGAAGUUUGGUUUAAGAGGCCUGAUGGAAGCAAAUCUAAGCUUUACAUUUCACAGCUACAGAAAGGAAAAUAUUCAAUUAAACAUUCAUAAUCAUGAUUUAAGUGUUAUCUAAAGCUACCUUUUUAGUGUUACCGAGUGUGAUGUGCCAUGGGAGUAAAAGACGUAUUCAAUAACUUAAUAUUCUCGUUGACUCGUGAGAGACUGUGUAUUUGUAGGUAGUGCUCUAAGUAGACCUCAUGUUGAUAUGUUAUUAUGAGACAGUAAUAAAAGUUUAAUCAUGAUUAUUGCAUUUAUUUGCCUUUUAGGUCCAAUGACCAAUAGGUAUAUAUGGUAGGGGUUUCUUACUGAACUUUUUUUUGUUUUUUAAAAACAUUAUGCAAAUCUGUCUUGUCUUUAGUGAACUCUGUUGCUAAAUGGCUGCAUUUGUCUGCAAUUUCUUUGAUUUUCCAUAUCUUUGUCACUCAUCGUGUUUGUAAAUAAGCCUGAUAAAAUGUUUCCUAUAAAUGGUUUGUACUAGUACAUUCGUGUUAAAUCAGAACAGAAAUUUAAACAUAUAUACGUGAGUAUGUACAUUCGGCAUCAUCAGCUUGUUUAGAACUGAUGGCCUUACUCUACAAUCUUGUUUUACCCCAAAUUAAGCUCUUGGGUUUGAAAGCUAAAAGGAGCACUUUUUGUAGACUAGCAGCUUCCCUCUCCUCUUCCUUGACUGUACGGUGUUGACCUAUCUUUACAAAUUACACUGAGUGUUAAUUAGUAAUAUUAGUGUCAAGUAAUAACAUGCUUCUACCUGUUUCCCGUGAGCCUUCGGAGGGCAGGUUUUUAUGCCUGGUAUUUAUGAUGCGGUAGUAAGUGGUGGGCAGUAACUGACAGUAUUGUGGUGCUUGCUAUACAUGUCUGAUCUUUUGAAACAGAUUUUUAGCAAGCAUUUUCUAGAGGUAAAACUAGGUUCUUAUCCUAAUUUUAUUCCCUAGGGCAAGAUAGACAGGGAUAGUGUCCUUGAAUCUAUUCCCAGAUCUUUGGUGUUUCUACACUUUAAGGCCACUUAGUGCAAUUUAGGAAUCAUUGGCCUCUCUUCCCUUAGCCACAUUCAAAAUUAACUUCUAAAACCUCAGGAACAGUACGAAGAAUCGAAACCCUCACUAUGGCAGCACAAUUGGCUGUAGUAUCUAUUAGGGGACAACCAAAUCAAGUAUUCCUGGUGGUCUUGUGCACUUUAAUUUCUGUUCUAGUGAGACUUAAGAGGAUGAGGAAGAGAUCUACUUAUUAACACUUAGGGCAGGAAUAUCUGCAUUAUUCCGUUUGUUUUCUUACUAUUUUACCUCUGCAAACAUUUUUCUGUGCAGAUCACUACUUCACAGUUGCCAAAUGUUAAAAUAUUUGACUUCUGACAUUCGUUAUCAGCAAAGUUAUGUACGUUGUUCUAUUUCUAAUUAACCUUAGCAAAUGUACAUAAUGUCAUAAUCCAAUAGUAUUUGACAGUACUUAUGUAUACAAUGUUUCAUAAGCAUUUUUAAUAAGAUUUGUAUUUUUAAAUUUAGUAUAUAAUAAAAAGAUGUGUUUGAGUGUCA
Molecule: messenger RNA, 2610 nt
Organism: Ceratotherium simum simum (southern white rhinoceros)
Lineage: Eukaryota; Metazoa; Chordata; Mammalia; Perissodactyla; Rhinocerotidae
Source: RefSeq, a predicted model, not a curated record